Molecule: messenger RNA, 976 nt
Organism: Acyrthosiphon pisum (pea aphid)
Lineage: Eukaryota; Metazoa; Arthropoda; Insecta; Hemiptera; Aphididae
Gene: Ndufaf4
Product: NADH dehydrogenase (ubiquinone) 1 alpha subcomplex, assembly factor 4
Exons: 5
Coding region: 185-802 (205 amino acids)
Biological process (GO): mitochondrial respiratory chain complex I assembly
Cellular component (GO): mitochondrion
Source: RefSeq, marked provisional
AGUUUAAGGUUACGUAUUAAAAUCAAAAUUUCAAAUAUCAAUUCAAAUUUCUAAAGCAGUAAAGUUUUGGUUAGAACUUGGAAUGUUAUUAUUGAAAUAGUUUUUAAUAAAAUUCAAAUUUACUAUUGUAGUGGUGUACUGGUGUGCCAAAAAAGAACAUCCACAAUUAUCUGAACUACCUAUUAUGGGAGUAGCUGGAUCUCAUUUUACGAAGCGUAUCCGAAGAUUUAACGUAGUCGAACGGACAGAACGAGUAAUAAACAAAGAUAAACCUAUACCAGCGCCAUUGCACAAAGCAGACGCUGAGCGGCUGAAACAACUUCUUAAAGAUGAUCCACAACUUAAAGAAGAGCUUGUGAAUAAAAAUUCAACUCUUGGAAAGAAUUUACACAGUGUUUACGUUACAUCUAAAGGGGAUUUACCUAAUAUAUACCCCCAAUCAAAAACCAAGUUACCACAAAAUCGAGCUCAAGAAUUUAAUAGUGCGUUCACGUUUCAAGAACCAGAAGUUGUUCCUCCAGGGCGGUAUACGCUUACACAAAUUACUGAAUGUAUAGCUGAUCAUUAUAAAGAUAAACAAAUUUACACAUCACAAGUUUUAGCUGAUCGAGUUAAGAUUGAUAAAAAAUUAAUGGAUAAUAUACUAAAAUACUACAGGGUAUUUGAUAUGUAUAUACCAGAAAAGAUGGUAGAAAAGAAGACCUCUCCUAAAUUGUUCUUAAGUAAUGCCAUUGACAAGAUUAGACAGAGCUUAGAAAUAGAUAAAUAUAAGGAAGAACGAAAACAGAUCGGUAAAGAUUAAAAUGCACCAAAGAAUAAAGUUAGUAAGGUGCUAAUUAUUGCAUAACAUAAUUUCUUUAUUGGAAAAAUUGUUAAAAUGUGUUACAGUUUGAUGAUAAAAGUUCUAUUGUUUUAUGCUGUUUGUUACAAUAUGUAAUGAUUUUAUUUUUAAUAAAAUAAAUAGUUGUAUGCAUUA